Molecule: messenger RNA, 453 nt
Organism: Bactrocera neohumeralis
Lineage: Eukaryota; Metazoa; Arthropoda; Insecta; Diptera; Tephritidae
Exons: 2
Coding region: 75-419 (114 amino acids)
Source: RefSeq, a predicted model, not a curated record
UGCAGUUAAGUUUUGCUUGUGAAUAGAUACUUUGGCGUUAGUUUGGUUUUGUGUGUAUAUCGAAAACAAGAAAAAUGUCGAGAAGGGCAAAGGCCAAAAAAUACUUCGAAAAUACGGAUGAAAUGCUAGAUUACCUAGAGAGUUUACAGAGUGACGAUGAAGAUAUUGAUAAAGUGUACCUAGAGCCGCCCGAUGAAGGUCAGGUGUCCGAUGAAGAUCCAGGUGAAGAAGACUGCGGCGGCACCAUCGAAAAUUUAAGCAAGAAGCAGUUGCAAGCGCCAUGUGAAUUAGUGUGUACUACCAACGACGAUGACAUACCUGUAGAUGAUGCACUAAACUACACGGAUGACGAUAUUGCCAAUUUAUUUAUUUUAUUUAUUUAUAAUAAUUCAUAUAACAAAAAGAGUUUUAUUAUAUAAAUACAUAAACGCAGCACUGGCUACGAGGCCUUCA